AUGCUCGAUCCGCCGCUGAUCAAGAACGUCCACUUCCCCACGAACUUCGAUACAAUGUCAUAUCUCCUUUCUCAAGUUCUCGAUAAAUUCCCCGAAACCGCUGAACAACGAACCGGAUGGUAUAAUUUCUUAUGGAGUCGAACUCGAGCUGUUCGAAAAGAAGUGACACUUUGGCAUUGGAACUUGUUGAAAGAUGUACGUGGCUGGCUGCAUAUUUUAUUCGGAUAUAUUUUUUGCGAUUUGGAAGUCGACCAUUUUGAUGAGAAAAUGAACAAUGAGAAUUUGGGAAAACUUUGCGGCAUUUGUAUGAAGAUUUUGAGAGACGUGGCAUAA
Molecule: messenger RNA, 333 nt
Organism: Caenorhabditis angaria
Lineage: Eukaryota; Metazoa; Nematoda; Chromadorea; Rhabditida; Rhabditidae
Source: the annotation of a GenBank genome assembly